UCAGCUACAACGCUGGGAUCAGCGCGUGCGAAAAGGGCGAGCAGUGGCAACGGGCCCUGGCACUGUUCAGCGAGAUGUGUGCGGCGAAUUUGGAUCCCAACGUGAAUAGCUACAGUGCCGGGAUCAGUGCGUGCGAGAAGGGUGCACAGUGGCAGCGGGCUCUGUCGUUGCUCAGCGAGAUGCGGGGGGUGAUGGUGAAUCCCGACGUCGUUAGCUACAGCGCUGGGAUCAGCGCAUGCGAGAAAGGCGAUCAGUGGCAGAGGGCUCUGGCGCUGCUCGACGAGAUGUGGGAGGUGAUGCUGAAGCCCACAGUCAUCCUUUUUUCAGCUACAACGCUGGGAUUAGCGCUUGCGAGAAGGGCUCCCAGUGGCAAAGGGCUCUGGCGCUUCUGA
Prorocentrum cordatum is the source of this 392-nucleotide messenger RNA. NCBI's taxonomy places the organism in Eukaryota, Dinophyceae, Prorocentrales, Prorocentraceae. The record is from the annotation of a GenBank genome assembly.